GGCGGCCAAGGGGAAACUGGCUGCUUCUGGUUUCCAGCAUAAAUACAAAGCGCAGCCGGUCUCAGGGAAAACGGACACAAAGGAAAGAGGAGCACUGAGAGGUUUUAAAUCUGAAGACCAAGAGAGUCAGACACCAUCAAAGAGGAUCUCGGACGGCAUGCAAAGUUGUGAAAUUUCCUCAGACAGCACUGAUGAUCCUCUUAGUAGCGGUUUACGAACUCAUCGGCAGCCUCGAAUAGUAGUCAUUGGUGCUGGGUUGGCCGGCCUUGCUGCGACUAAGAUCCUACUGAAAAACGGCUUCACUGAUGUCACUGUGCUAGAGGCGUCAGACCACAUCGGAGGGAGAGUUCACAGUGUUCAGCUCGGAAAAGCAACUUUGGAGCUUGGAGCCACCUGGAUCCAUGGAGCCAAUGGGAACCCAGUGUACCACCUGGCGGAGGACAACGGGCUGCUGGAGCACACCACGGACGGGGAGAGGAGCGAGGGACGCAUCAGCCUGUACACCAAGAAUGGAGUGGCUCACUACCAGACCAACGCUGGGAGGAGGAUCCCCAAGGACCUGGUGGAGGAGUUCAGUGACCUGUACAACGAGGUGUAUGAGCUGACUCAGGAGUUCUUCCAGAAUGGGAAGCCAGUUUGUGCAGAGAGCCAGAACAGCGUCGGUGUCUUUACACGGGAUGUGGUGCGCAAGAAGAUCAUGCUGGAUCCAGAUGAUCAUGAAUGCACCAAGAAGCUCAAACUGUCCAUGCUUCAACAGUACCUCAAGGUGGAGAGUUGUGAAAGCAGCUCUCCCAGUAUGGAUGAGGUGUCUCUGAGCGAGUUUGGCGAGUGGACAGAGAUCCCUGGUGCACACUAUGUCAUUCCUGAAGGUUUCAUGAAGGUAGUGGAGCUCCUGGCACAGGACAUCCCCUCUAGCACCCUCUCUCUCAGCAAACCUGUCCGCUGCAUCCACUGGAACUACUCGGCCAAGCAUCAGGAGGCAAUUGCCCAGAGCAGCCACACCCACCAGGGCAACAACCACAAUGAAUACAACCACGGCUGUCAGCCUCACGAGGACCCUCUGAUCUUCGGUCCUCCCAUUUACGUGGAGUGCGAGGACGAGGAGUGGAUCCCAGCCGACCACGUGAUCGUGACAUCUUCUCUGGGAGUCCUGAAGCAGAACCAUGAAGCCAUGUUCUCCCCCUCCCUGCCUGAGGAGAAAGUGCUCGCCAUCGAGAAACUGGGCAUUAGCACCACUGAUAAGAUUUUCUUGGAGUACGAAGAGCCCUUCUGGAGCCCAGAGUGCAACAGCAUCCAGUUUGUGUGGGAGGAUGAGGCUCAGCUAGAACAGCUGGUGUACCCUGAGGAGCUGUGGUACAAGAAGAUCUGUAGCUUCGACGUACUCUACCCGCCCGAGCGCUACGGCUACAUGCUGAGCGGCUGGAUCUGCGGCCAAGAGGCGCUGCACAUGGAGCGCUGCGAUGAUGAAACAGUUGCAGAGACCUGCACUGAACUGCUGAGGCGCUUUACAGGAAACCCCAACAUUCCUAAGCCCUGGCGUGUCCUGCGCUCCUCUUGGGGCAGUAACCCCUUCAUCCGGGGCUCUUACUCCUUCACCAGGGUGGGAUCCAGCGGAGAGGACUGUGAGCGGCUGGCCAUGCCACUGCCUUAUGCCAACAGCACCAAGGCUCCGCCUCUACAGGUCCUGUUUGCUGGAGAGGCCACCCACAGAAAAUACUAUUCCACUACCCAUGGUGCUUUGCUGUCAGGACAGAGAGAGGCCACUCGUGUAAUAGAGAUGUACCAGGACUUUCACAGAGCGGAAACCACAAAGCCUAAUAUGUAAAUUAAAACGAACCUCUGACUAGUGAAACAUAAUUACAAAACAGUUGAGUUUAUUGCUUUUUAUUUUGUUGAUUAAGUUAUACUUAAAAGCAUAGCUUGGGCAUUAAUACAUUAAUACGUUUCUAUUGUACUGUAGAUUUCAAAUCAUUGCAACAUCUUUACUUUUGAGAUGUACUGUUCGAACGUUGCCAAUGGUGCUGUCAUUUAUUGUCUUUUGCAUUCUGUCAUGUUUUUUUAAUCAUUAAUUUAAUGUUUAUAACAACAGCAUCUGUAAUUUAACUUGUUUUUGUAAGUGCCUUCUGUAUGUAACAUUGUGUCAUUUAAAAAAUAAUGGAAAUGCUAAAUUAAAAUUGAAAAAGUUUUAACAAAAUAAAAGUUCUAUCAUCAUCUAACAAAA
Messenger RNA from Eleginops maclovinus (Patagonian blennie), 2221 nucleotides. RefSeq names its product spermine oxidase (gene smox). The coding region runs from base 158 to 1825 and encodes 555 amino acids. The record is from RefSeq and is a predicted model, not a curated record. Lineage: Eukaryota; Metazoa; Chordata; Actinopteri; Perciformes; Eleginopidae. The transcript has 7 exons. Gene Ontology annotation, molecular function: polyamine oxidase activity.